UUCCUUGUCUAACCAAAGAACCAACCAACAAUUCAAAAUCAUCAAAAACAAAUAUUAUUGUUUUUGUUUUCAUAAAACAGUUCACAAAGCUUCUUAUAAUUCCUAUGGUGUCUCUAAAUCCAAACCUACAACCUCAAGAAUUCUACAAAGAUCCUCUGAAAAUGGGUCUUCCUGGUUUCAAUUCUCCAUUAACACCACCAACCAAUACAACAACAAGUACGGCUAUAACUGCAAAUACCACUGCUUUAACAUCGGAGGAUCCGAAUAAGAAGGUCCGAAAGCCCUACACCAUUACCAAGUCCAGAGAGAGCUGGACUGAGCAAGAACACGACAAGUUUCUCGAAGCCCUGCAACUCUUUGAUCGUGACUGGAAAAAGAUUGAAGCUUUUAUCGGGUCGAAGACAGUGAUCCAGAUACGUAGUCAUGCACAGAAGUACUUUUUGAAGGUGCAGAAGAAUGGGACAAGUGAGCAUGUACCUCCACCUCGGCCGAAGAGAAAAGCUGCUCAUCCAUACCCACAAAAAGCCUUUAAAAAUGGUACAGGAGCAAUUCCAUCUUCACCUGCUCUGCUUGAACCUGGAUGCGUUCUCAGGCCAGAUUCAUUGCCCGUCCCUAGAAACACAGUUAGCAGUGCAGCUUUGACUUCCUGGACCUACAAUACUGUGCCGCCAGUGAGUGUGCCACAUGAGGCCAAAGAUGAUACGGGUUUACGUAUGCCAAGUAUGGCACAUAAUUGCUCUUACUGUUGUAGCAACGAGAGCAAUCGGGAGAUUUGGCCAACUGAUGGUACAAAUGUUCAUGAAAAAGGGAAAUACAGGAAGCCAAUGAGAGUUAUGCCAGACUUUGCUCAAGUAUACAGCUUUAUUGGCAGUGUGUUCGACCCCAAUGCAAGUGGUCACUUGCAGAAAUUAAAGAAGAUGGACCCAAUAAAUGUUGAGACGGUACUGUUGUUGAUGAAGAACCUCUCUGUCAAUUUGGCAAGCCCUGAAUUUGAGGAUCAUAGAAGGUUGAUCUUGUCAUAUGAUAUUGCCUCUAAGAAGGCUAAAUUCAGUAGCCCUUUCAACAAUCUCCAUUCUGAUAAACUAGACAGAGCUAUAUUAUCUGUGUAGGAAGUGAAAGGUGAAUAAAUGCAAACGCGGGAAAACAGCUCUGGUUGUCGACCACAACUGAUAGCAUUGAGAUGCUUGUAUGUGUGUAUAUAUGGCGUAACAAUUACUAUCAAUUAAGGAACUCUCAGUCCACUGCUAGGAUUAUUGAUAAUACCAUUGUGGGCUUUUAAGUUGUGUAUAUACGUAAGUUGUGAGCUUUGGAUGCAAGUCUUUCAAGUUUUGACUUUAUAUUGCACCCUGAGAGACUUUUCUGUCAAAGAGUUUCAGAUGUGUGUUUCGAUCUUGAGUGUAUGUCACUGUUAUAUUGAACCAGGAUUGUUUUUGAGGCUUUGCUUUGUGAAAUGUAUUUGUGGCAAUAUUUCAGUGUAAUCUACAGGAUUCUUUCGUCUUU
Molecule: messenger RNA, 1500 nt
Organism: Cornus florida
Lineage: Eukaryota; Viridiplantae; Streptophyta; Magnoliopsida; Cornales; Cornaceae
Product: protein REVEILLE 3-like
Exons: 9
Coding region: 105-1109 (334 amino acids)
Molecular function (GO): DNA binding
Source: RefSeq, a predicted model, not a curated record